UCGAUAAUAUCGAUAGUGCCAGAUGUAUUGACUAAAUUUCGUGUCGCACCUUUCGGCGCUUAAACCCAUUUUUUGCGAAUUACAAUGGAGGCGCUGGUGAAUUACAGUAGCGAGGACGACCAGGAGGAUGCCGGCUACCAGAUACGGGCACCACAACAACAACAACAACAACAGCAGCAGCAUCUGUACCAUGCAGCCAAGGGGAAAACAACCGUAAAGCAGAGGGCCAAAAACAACAUCAAUAGUAGUAGUAACAACAGCAACAAUAACAAUAUCGGCAGCAGCGACGGUGACGGCGACGCCGACGCCUAUGCCGGCAGAGAGAGCGUCGGCAACGGCGGCAGCCCCAGAGAAAAGCCGAAAAAACGCCAUCACACUCCACCGCUGUCGACGUCGCAGCAGCAGCAUCACCACAGGAGCAGCAGCAGAGGCCGCAUAGAUGAGGAUACGCAGCAGAGUCGCCAUCAGCGCCAGGAGCGGGACAGGGAUCGAGAUAGGGAACGGGACUGGCACAGGCACAAGGAUCGUGAGCGUGACAGGGAGCGGGAGCGAGAAAAGCGUGAUCUGGACCGCGGCAGGGAAAAGGAGCGUGACAGGGAUCACAGUAAGAGCGAACAUCGUCAUCAUCGUACCAAAGAUAGCCACGGCCACCGGGAGCGUGAGAGAGAGCGUGAUCGGGACAAGGAACGCGAGAGAGAGCGGGAGCAGCGAAUUCGCGACAAGGAUCGUAGGCGUUCGGAGAAGAGUAGUCGGCACCACAGCGGCAAGGACCAGCGUCAUCACCACAACUCCUCAGCUUCCUCCGCCGCUGCAUCUGCUGCUCCCACAAACGCAUCUGCUCAGCGCCGCUCCUACGAUGACCGCAGUGGUCGUCGGCGCCGUGAUUCCCGCUCUCGAUCCCGCACGCCCACGGGAACGCCACCCUCUCGUCGCCGUCAGCAGGCGCAGCAGCAUCAGCAGUUGCGCAAAUACCGCGAACGUGACUCUAGCAGCCGCUCCCGAUCUCCCAAGGAUGAGCAAUCCCAGGCGCUCCGCGGAGGAGCUGUAUCCGGGACUCACCUGCUAAACAAGCCCGGCGGCGGAUCCUCAUCAGCUGCCUCUGUGGCAGCAGCGGCUGCUUUGGCAGCCGCCAAUGCAGCAGCCGCAGCUAUGGCGGUGGCAUCCUCUGGAAGCGGAGGAGCCAACGUUGGCGGCAGCGGGCUUCUGCCCACGCCUAACUACGCACCCAAGAUACCUUCGCUGAUGUCCCUCGAGCUGACCACACCAGCGGUAGCAACUCCUGCGGCGGAACCUAUCCAGCUGCCCAGCUACUACAAUCCGGGCAUCAUCAAUGCCAAUCGCUACGCGGAACAGCAGCACAAGCGGAAGCUUCUGUGGGGCUCCAAGAAGAGCGAGGACUCGGCGAACAAGUGGGGCAACGCCCACUUUUCCCAGGACUCGGACGGCAAAGUGGCCUCGAAGUUUAUGCGGCUGAUGGGCAUCAAGAAUGCUGGCUCCUCCGGUGAUGGAGAUCCUAACAGCAGUAGUGGAGCUACCGAGCCUGCGGAGGCCAGCAAUGGUAAUACAGCCAGCGAUGGUGGAUCGGGCGUAGCUUCUGGCGGAUCAGUUCAUGCUGGCGGAGCAACCGGAGCAAGCGUCCCGGCCGAUGUCCAGCUGCGUCAACGUAUGUUCUCCAACAUGGAGCAGCAGUACGAGAUGGCAAGAGCGGCCACGCACACAAUGCGCGGCGUAGGUCUCGGUUUCGGCUCCCAGCCACGCUCUUUCUAGAUAAAGGAUCAGCGGAUGCGGAAGAGAGCAGAAUAAGAUGGAGGAGGAGGAGGAGGAGCUCCAAACCAGGCUGUAAAUACCAUGCCAAUCACUCAACUCAUUAGUCAUGUCGAGCUGUUUCCCCCAAACCCUCUUAGUUUGUGUUAAGCCAAUGUUUUUUUUAAAUUUUAAAAUAAACGUUGCAAGAAAAGA
Drosophila serrata is the source of this 1959-nucleotide messenger RNA. RefSeq lists its product as uncharacterized. Lineage: Eukaryota; Metazoa; Arthropoda; Insecta; Diptera; Drosophilidae. The record is from RefSeq and is a predicted model, not a curated record.